This is a messenger RNA of Ilex paraguariensis (yerba mate), 1673 nucleotides long. The record is from the annotation of a GenBank genome assembly. NCBI's taxonomy places the organism in Eukaryota, Viridiplantae, Streptophyta, Magnoliopsida, Aquifoliales, Aquifoliaceae.
AAAAAAUAAGAAGAUAUGGCCGAGGACCAGGAGAUGUCUGCUUCUGUUGUAGAUGGAAACAAUGCGGUCACCGGUCACAUCAUUUCCACAACCAUUGGAGGCAAAAAUGGAGAACCCAAACAGACCGUCAGUUACAUGGCAGAGCGUGUUGUGGGGACUGGGUCAUUUGGUGUUGUCUUUCAGGCAAAAUGCCUUGAAACUGGGGAGACUCUGGCUAUAAAGAAGGUAUUGCAAGACAGAAGAUACAAGAAUCGUGAACUGCAGUUGAUGCGCACGAUGGAUCAUCCUAAUGUGGUGUCUCUGAAGCAUUGUUUCUUUUCAACCACAACCAAAGAUGAGCUUUUUCUCAACUUAGUCAUGGAAUAUGUCCCAGAGACCAUGUAUCGGGUUCUGAAGCAUUAUAACAAUGUGAACCAGAGAAUGCCACUCAUUUAUGUCAAGCUUUACACAUAUCAAGUUUUCAGGGGACUGGCAUAUAUGCAUACUGUUCCUGGAGUAUGCCAUAGGGACUUGAAGCCUCAGAAUGUCCUGGUUGAUCCUCUCACACACCAGGUGAAAAUCUGCGAUUUUGGAAGUGCAAAAAUGCUGGUGAAGGGUGAAGCAAACAUAUCAUACAUUUGUUCGCGGUUCUAUCGGGCUCCAGAACUCAUAUUUGGUGCCACAGAGUAUGCGACUUCAAUUGAUAUAUGGUCAGCUGGCUGCAUUCUGGCAGAGCUUCUUCUAGGCCAGCCGUUAUUUCCCGGAGAAAAUGCAGUGGAUCAGCUUGUAGAGAUUAUCAAGGUUCUUGGCACGCCAACUAGGGAAGAAGUUCGCUGUAUGAAUCCGAAUUACAAUGAUUUUAGGUUCCCUCAAGUAAAGGCGCACCCGUGGCACAAGAUUUUCCACAAACGGAUGCCUCCUGAAGCAAUCGACCUCACUUCACGGCUAUUGCAAUACUCACCCAACCUUCGCUGCACAGCGCUAGAAGCAUGUGCACAUCCUUUCUUUGAUGAGCUUCGAGAAUCAAAUGUUCACCUAUCAAAUGGCCGCCUGUUACCACCCCUAUUUAACUUUAAACAGGAGUUAUCUGGAGCCUCUCCAGAGCUUGUUAACAGGCUGAUACCCGAGCAUGUGAGAAGACAAAUGGGUUUGCAUUUUUUGCACCCCACGGGGGAAUCAACAUGAACUUGGAGCAUGGAUUGAAUUAUACUAACUGGAGAAGUACAUAGAAGGCAGCUUGAUGACUGCACUGCCUUUGCCUGAUGCUUUGUUUAUGCUAUUUUCUUUUCCUUUUAGCCUCUCUCUCUCUCUCAGCUGAAAGAAAGUAAAAGAAGACUCUUUUUCUGUAAAUAUUUGGUAGUAAGUGAUCAUAGCAGAAGAAGAGGAAGUGUAUGGAUGACGAGGAAGGCCCCAAAAAGAGCAGCCGAAGCAAAGAUGUGAGGUUUUAUGCUUGAUUGUGAUUUACUGACUGUGCGAAGGAACGCCAUUGCUCUUGUUUGUACCUAUGCUAUAAUUUUGCCUUUUAGUCCCCGGAUUCCAAAGGUUGUAUACCUAUUUGUUGAGACGAGAAAAUUGAGAAUGAUCCAUGUAUGUGUUUGUGUAGAUUUCAUGUCAAAACAUGAUUACUAUGCAGUUUUCUUGAGCUGUGUUGAACUUACUCAUGGUAGAUAAUCUAUCAUUGCAGGAAAUUGUAG